GUAUGUGUGUGUGCGUGUGUGUGAGUAUGAAUGUGUAUGUGUGUGUGUUUUCCGCGUGAAGCAGGAUUGUGUCACUGAGCCCGAAAGAGAGCGGAGUAGCUGUCAGCCUUAGGAGAGAAGAGAUAAACCGCCUCAUUUUAAAAAUAUAUUUAUUUAUUUAAUUGAAUUAUCUUCUGCACUCGGAUUCUAUUUUUUUUUCAACUCACGUGAAGGUUGUUUUUUUUUUUUACGCGUUUGAUUGCACAACAGUGGCGCGUGAAAGGACGCUUUCCAUUUUAUGAGUAAGAGUGGAGGAAGAAAUGGAGAAAUCAGUGGACUUUCCGUCGGACCGAAACAUUCUGUGUCUGUUCGAUGUGGACGGGACACUGACACCACCCAGAGAGAAAAUCAACCCACAGCUGGAUGAAUUCUUCCAGAUCCUGCGAAGGAAAGUGAAGAUCGGGAUUGUGGGAGGGUCAGACUACUCCAAGAUCGCGGAGCAGCUCGGGGAGGGUGACGAAGUCAUAAACAAGUUUGACUACGUGUUUGCUGAGAAUGGCACCGUGCAGUAUAAAGACGGGAAACUGCUCUCCAAACAUGCCAUUCAGAACCAGAUCGGGGAAGAGCUGCUGCAGGACCUGAUCAACUUCUGCCUCAGCUACAUGGGACUCAUCAAGCUGCCAAAGAAAAGGGGGACGUUCAUUGAGUUCAGGAAUGGAAUGCUCAACAUCUCUCCGAUCGGUCGAAGCUGCUCGCAAGAGGAGCGAAUAGAAUUCUCUGAAAUCGACAAGAGAGAAAAGAUCAGAGAGAAAUUUGUUGCCGCCCUGAAAGAAGAGUUUGCUGGUAAAGGGCUACGAUUCACUAAAGGUGGUCUCAUCAGCUUUGACAUUUUCCCGGAGGGCUGGGACAAGCGGCUGUGUUUAGAGCUGCUGGAGAGAGAAGGCCUGGACGCCAUCUACUUCUUCGGCAACGAGACUUCAGAUGGAGGAAACGACUACGAGAUCUUCAACGACCCCCGGACCAUCGGUUUCACCGUCUACUCCCCGGAGGACACGGCCAGACUCUGCCGGGAAAUUUUCUUUGACGCUUCCCCGCGCGAGUCCUGAUGUCCUGAACUGCCCUGGUUUUUUUUUUUUUUUUUUUACCCACAGUCAGCUGGGCCUGCGGGCACUAAAACCAGCAUCGCCAGCCUCAAGACUUUUUAAUGAACUGCUGAAAAGUAACACUACUGACAUGUUGUCAUCCCUGAACGAAGACGGAUCAAAAAGGGACAUGGAGAGUUGCAGUGUGACAAGCUGCUGUGUGUAUUAAGUGUAUGCAUUGUGAUGUGUAGUUACGUAAUCAGACACUAAAAAAAAAAGAGAUUAUAUAAGAUUCAGCAGUGCAGAAAGCAAAAAAAAAAACCUCCAGAUUUUUUAAGUGAUAUUUUGCACUAAUAUUUUUUUUUUUUUACUAAUAGGUACAAUCUCUGUUGCUGAAAGAGGUGAUUUUUUUAAAGUCAAGGUGAAGAUAAUCACCUUUUUUUACUUAAAAUGAGAAUCAUUCCACAUAUUUUAAUGUCCCAACUUGAUGUGAUUUUCUCAUGAUUUUACUGUGUGACUUGCUAAAUGGUGACUGUUUCUUCAAAGGUGCUGGAAAAGUAAGAAGUUUGCUCUUGCACGUUGUUCUUCAUCAGCAUGUUGUGCAACUUGUUGUAACAGAAGAUUCACCGGGAUUUUAGAGUUUAGACUUGAUGAGCACUGUCAAAGUACGUCCAUCUCAUCCAGUUAAUGAAGCUAUUGAGUUACUCCAAACUGUGUUUAAUAUAUAUGACUUUGCUUUUACAAUAAUUUUUUUCAUUCGGUGUUUUUAUCAUCAUCCAUUUAAAAUCCCUGUAAAGCAAAUUUAACCGUAAAAUUUCAUUGUGUAGCUUAAUUAAAAACAGUUCAAUGAAAAUGUGAUGUGUUCUGCUUUCGAUCAGCCGUUCCUGAAGCCAAUUGCACUAUAAAUAAUACACUCUCAUCAGUUUGAGCCAAUAUUUUUAAAAGAGACACACUGCAAUCACAAAGAUUUCUUUAUAUGACACAAUUUUACAUGAAAAGGAGGGAAUUUUAUGUGAAAAUGCUCAACUAAUGUUUUAUCAAAACAUCUGGCUCCAGAAAAAGGGGUGAAAAAAUGAGCAAUGCUCAAGAUUUCAAAAAGUAGUCACUAUGAUGUACGCUUUUCCCCAAGUCAUUAUCUUUAUAAAUUCGUGUUUCCCUGUUUGCAGUGAAUCUGUUUCUGCACUUCUUCAGCUCCAAAAGCCCCAUGAUGCACAUUAAAACCACAUUUAAGCAUCAAACUCACCUUUUUUUUUUUUUUUUUUUUUCUUGCCAUUUCUGGAUAAGAAUGUUAGGCUAUGCUGAGCUCUGAAUUGUGUUGUAUGAUGCCACAGGAGGGCCAAUGGCAAAAACCAAAACACAAUAGCAAAUGUCUCAACACAAAUGUGCAACAGUGGAAAAAACAGGCUUUGUUUCCAGGGGACAAUAAUUUCUGAUGGAACCAAACAAUGGACAGAGAUGAGGGAUGAUUUCUGUUUUCUCUGUAAAAGUGUCUAAAAAUGACUGUUUUAAUUGGUACUUUAUAAAUAAAGCUGAAUUGAAUUGAACUGAAUUGAAAACACUUCAUGACAUUGAUCAUAAUCAUUUAGCAACAGCGUUUUACUUACAUUACAAGCUCUCCCAUAAUCAAAAUAGUCCGUCAGAAAACAAGGU
Messenger RNA from Salarias fasciatus (jewelled blenny), 2711 nucleotides. It is a transcript of the gene pmm1, whose product is annotated as phosphomannomutase 1. Gene Ontology annotation, molecular function: phosphomannomutase activity. Bases 300 to 1085 code for a protein of 261 amino acids. Gene Ontology annotation, biological process: GDP-mannose biosynthetic process; mannose metabolic process; protein N-linked glycosylation. Gene Ontology annotation, cellular component: cytosol. Lineage: Eukaryota; Metazoa; Chordata; Actinopteri; Blenniiformes; Blenniidae. The transcript has 8 exons. The record is from RefSeq and is a predicted model, not a curated record.